AAAUAUUUUAAAGUCUCUCAUCUCUUUCAAUCAGACCGUUACGAACAAAAAGAAGAAGAGCAGUAAAGCUUUGCGAGAAGACGACACAGCGCGAAAAAAACAAAAACCUCGAAUCCAGAUUUUGAUCCAUCCAUAAUGUUGGAGGAUACGAUCUCAAACCCUAGUAUGGAACCUCUGUUAUUCUCCGUCGAUCCAAUGUCUCUCUUACUUUCUCAAAACAAUCUCUGCGAAUUCGAGAGAGGACCCAGAUACGGAGAAUACGCGACACUGCGAGAAUCAAAGCUUCGACUUAAGCGAGAGUACGAGAAGAUACUCAAGGAAGAGGAAGAGAGGUUCUUCCGCGGAGACAAGAAACAAACGAGUUUCGGCUUUACAAGACAAGACGAAAUCAAAGUUUCGCCGGAGAAGAAGAAGAGAUUUGGGUUUAACUGUGUUCCGGCGAACGCUAAUCCGCGUCGAAUGUCGUCGUCUUCGUUGGCUCAAUCGGUUCCUGAUUUCUCCGCCGUGAUCCGCAAGGAAAAUCGCCGUCCGGUUAACUCGAACUUGCUCCCCCGGAGGACGGAUCUCACUCCGCCGCCGCCGUCUAAGAGCAGAACAGCCUCUGGAACGGUUUCUUCCGUAAGAGGAAGCAUAUCUGCUAGUGCGGGAGAGAAGAAAAGCAAAGGGAUCAAUGCCACCGUUGAAGAUCUUAAGAAAAUUUCCACCGCCGCAGCUUCAGCCAUUAAUGGCGGUGGAAGGAAGUCACUCGGCGGCGGAGGAGGAGGAGGAGGGAGGAGGAAAUCAGUUAGCGGUGGUGGUGGUGGUCGGACUAUUCUAGGUUACAGACAAACUUAA
Brassica napus (rape) is the source of this 834-nucleotide messenger RNA. RefSeq lists its product as uncharacterized. NCBI's taxonomy places the organism in Eukaryota, Viridiplantae, Streptophyta, Magnoliopsida, Brassicales, Brassicaceae. Bases 136 to 834 code for a protein of 232 amino acids. The record is from RefSeq and is a predicted model, not a curated record. The transcript has a single exon.